Messenger RNA from Alligator mississippiensis (American alligator), 6200 nucleotides. RefSeq names its product oocyte zinc finger protein XlCOF6-like. The transcript has 5 exons. The coding region runs from base 242 to 2539 and encodes 765 amino acids. Gene Ontology annotation, biological process: regulation of DNA-templated transcription. The record is from RefSeq and is a predicted model, not a curated record. NCBI's taxonomy places the organism in Eukaryota, Metazoa, Chordata, Crocodylia, Alligatoridae.
GCACGCAUGUGCACACACACGUGCGUGGCCGCCCUGGCUUUGUCCCUGGAUUUUAACCCUUGCAGCGCCACGACGGGGCUCAGGGGCGAGGCGGAGGGGGCAACCAGGAACCCCAGCACUGCCAACAAGCCCUGCUCAUGGCGGGCAGCAGAGCAAGAGCACAGGCCCAGACUGGGGUGAUGCAGAGAAGGCGGGUGCUGAGCUGGAGCCGGCACCAGCCUUAGUUCUCUCCCCGGUGCUAAUGCAACCUCUGGUGAAGAUGGAGGAGCAGGACCCGGCAGGCCGUGAGCCCAGGGCAGGAGCUGAGCGGGCAGGGAAAGCCCCUUGCGUUGCCCACGCUGGUACAGGCAGAGCAUCCCCAAGAUGGCCAGCGCCACAACGGGUCAAGCACGAGCCACCGGACAAGCCAGUUCAGUGUUGGCAGGUCCCGGAGGCCUUCGAGGACGUGGCGGUGCACUUCACCCGGGAGGAGUGGGCGCUGCUGGACGAUGGAGACAAGGAGCUGUACCGGGACCAGAUGCUGAGGAAUUACCAAGCCCUUGUUUCCCUGGGAUAUCACGGUCCGACACCAGACUUAAUCUGCCGCAUCCAGCUCGCGGAGGUGGAGCUCUGGGUCGGUGACGACGAGGAAUCGAAAGCGAGGUCGUUGUCCGAGGACUCGUCCCCAGCAGAUGCUGAGACACUGAGCAAAGCUGAGCAGCAGCCUCCUGAGGAAGGGCCUGCCAACCUCAAGCUUUUUCAGGCCAGAAGCAGGCUCCCCGCUCAGCAGAGACGGAGAACAGUGAAGACCCAACGACGCAGGGAAGGAUCUGAAGGGCAGAGAGACCUGGAGAGGCAGACGGGCAUGGUUCUCGAGGAGGAAGGGCUGCACGUAUGUGGAAAGCCUGGCGAGAGCUUUGGGGACAAACGGGAACUUGGGGCUCGCAGGGGAGCCCACUGGAUGGAGAAGGCCCACGCCGAUGCUGAGUGUGGGGACAGCCUCGACCAUACCGACCUUCUCCCUGAGCACCGGGUAAUGCAUUCAGGGGAGCACCCUCACCUCUGCCCAGAUUGUGGGAAGUGCUUUGUCUCCCUGCGCGACCUCCAAGUGCACCGAGGCACGCACGCGGGGGAUCAGAUGUACGGCUGCACCGAGUGCAAGAAGAGCUUCACCGGGUGGGAUCACCUCCAUAGCCACACGUGUGUGCCGCCGGGGGAGAAGCCGUUCUCCUCCAGCCAGCGCGGGAAGAGCUUCACUGACAGCUCCAUGCUCACCGGUCACCUCCGCGUGCACACAGGGGAGAAACCAUUUUCUUGCACCCAGUGUGGGAAAAGCUUCACGCAGAAAUCCUAUCUUGCCAAUCACCUGCGCGUGCACAGGGGCAAGAAGCCAUUCUGCUGCAGCCAGUGCGGGAAGAGCUUCACAAAGAGCUCCUAUCUCAUGUAUCACCUGCGUGUGCACACGGGGGAGAAACCCUUCUCCUGCAGCGAGUGUGGGAAGAGCUUCAGGCAGAGCUCCCAUCUCACCUGUCACCUGCGCGUGCACACAGGCGAGAAACCAUUCUCUUGCACCCAGUGUGAGAAGAGCUUCAACAGCAGCUCGACACUUGCACAGCACCGGCGCAGGCACACGGGUGAGAAGCCCUUUUCCUGCACCCACUGCGGGAAGGGCUUCGUCGAGAGAUCCAAACUCAUCAGUCACCUGCGCGUGCACACGGGAGAGAAACCCUUCUGCAGGCAGUGUGGGAAAGUCUUCACCGAAAGGUCAACACUCACUUGUCACCUGCGCGUGCACAUGGGGGAGAAACCCUUCUCCUGCAGCCAGUGCGGGAAGAGCUUCACCAGGAGGUCAGCACUCACCUAUCACCUUCGCAUGCACGCAGGGGAGAAACCUUUCUCCUGCAGCCAGUGCGGGAAGAGCUUCAGGCAGAGCUCCAAACUCACCAACCACCUGCGCGUGCACACGGAAAAGCCAUUCUCUUGCACCCAGUGUGGGAAGAACUUCAAUGACAGCUUGAUGCUCACGUGUCACCUGCGCGUGCACACCGGAGAGAAACCCUUUCCUUGCGCCCAGUGCGGGAAGAGCUUCACCAAGAGCUCGACGCUGACCCAGCACCAGCGCAUGCACGUGGGAGAGAAGCCCUUCUCCUGCAGCCAGUGCAGGAAGAGCUUCACCAAGAGGUCAACGCUCACACACCACUUGCGCCUGCACACCGGCGAGAAGCCAUUCUGCUGCACCCAGUGCGGGAAGAGCUUCACGCAGAAUUCAACACUCACCACGCACCUGCGCGUGCACACUGGUGAGAAGCCCUUCUCCUGCAGCCAGUGUGGGAGGACCUUCACCAAGAGCUCCACGCUCACACAGCAUAGGCGCGUGCACACAGGGGAGAAGCCCUUCUCCUGCAGCCAGUGCGGGAAGAGCUUCGCCCACAGCUCCUAUCUCACCUAUCACCUGCGCGUGCACACCGGUGAGAAGCCAUUCUCUUGCACCCAGUGUGAAAAGAACUUCACCAAGAGGUCGACGCUCACGCGUCACCUGCGCGUGCACACGGGUGAAUAGCCAGUCUGCUGCCCACGGUGGUUGAAGACCUGCCCAAGAGGUCAAAGCACUGCAGGCAAGGGAAAAGCUGGGGGUUUUGCCCACAGUGUGAGAAGAGCUUCAGUGAGUGACAUGUCCAUAUUCACCAAGGACAAGCAAAUACCCCCGGGGGAAACGCAGUUCUGCUGUACCUAGUGUGGGAAGAGCUGCACGCCCCGCUCCGGUCACAUCAGUCCCCUGCGCACGGAGAAGCAAUUCUCCUGAGCCCACUGUGGGAAGGGCUGUGUCCAGAGGUCAGUGCAUGCAUACGGAGAAGAAGCUGUUCUCCUGCAUGCAGCGGGACAAUAGCGUCGCCCACAGUUCAUCGCUCACCCAGCACUAGCACGUGCGCAUGGGGGCAAAAGCCAUUCUCCUGUACCCAGUGUGAGACGAGCUUCACCCAGAGAUCCUCAUUGUGGUGAUAGCUCGGGCAGAGAGACAACGGGUAAGAGCUAAGUCAUGGAGCUAGGUAGCAGAGAGGAUAAAAGCCAGGGGAACACAACCAAAGUUGCCCUGAAAAAAGAGGUCCUUUCCUGAAUCAUCCAGUCCCAGCUGUGGUAGCAAGGUGAUCCCUUCCUUUGCCUUCCUGGGGCGUUUGGGACGUCACCAUUGUCAUCUGUUUCUUAUCAUCUUUGAUUAUCUUUAGCUCUUCAUCAACCAGGCAGCUCCCCCGCUCACACAAAUGAACCAGUUUGCAUGAGAUGCUCAGCAGAGGGACUAUCCAUAUAUCGGCUUUCAACUGCUUGUCUUAGGGAACUCCCGAGCCUCCUGCCUGGUUCGCUGUUUAGCUUGUUACACGCCAGGACAGGCCUGGCUACCAAGACAGGUAUUUAGAGGGGAGGGGAGUGGAAGCAGGCCAGCCAGGUAUUAACUGUUUCUCGCCAUCCUAAGGUUCCCAUGACGGGAACACCACCACGGUGACCCUGCCCUGUCAUAGUCCUGCCCCAAACUGGACGUGCCUGCGGCGGGGCUCGUGUUCCCCGCACCCAGGCUUCCCCCAGUCUCCUCCACGUUGCUGCAAGCCAGCCCCUGCUGUAGGUGCUGCCCAGGAGGAGUCCCAUGACUCCCGGGUCCGUGCGACCGUGCCCUGUGUCGCAACGUCACCUGCUGUCUCUGUGAGCUCCAACUGGGUCUGUUCCCUCACAAGGCCACGAGCGCUACCCAGGGAACUGGAGCGAUACAGGCCACAUCCCUACAAGAGCUGUCGCGUGCUGGUCAGCUGGCAUAGUGUAGACGCAGCCCUGGAGUCGGGGCAGGCAGGCUUUGCAGAGUUCAGGUCAAUAGGGGACGCAGAUUCAGAGGCCAUGUCCCUUUGGGGUCCAGCCAGCCCCUGUCCUCUAGGUCCCACCUGUGUCUGUCCCUUUCCUAAGCCAGCUCCUGCUCCCGGUUGCUCUGGAUCCCCACCCUUGGUGCAUCGGUUCAUGCAGACACCCCCCGAUCUCUGGGGCUCAUGCUGUUUCUUACAGAGGGGGACAUCCCUAGCUGCGUUCCUGACACCCUUUUCUCUGCCCCAUCCUCUAACGCACCUUCCAGCCUCCCUUUGCCAGGUUAAAGAAGAUAACCCAUUCCUUUGCAGGGUAGAUUAGCCAGCACACACACACCGGGCCUCUCUGACCUUCGCUCCUGUGGCACAGGACAGGGGGCCCAGGGCAGGUGCUGCUCUUACCCCGAGGCUGAACACAGUAGAGGGGAGGCAGCGUCUGUCACCUGGCUUGGAUCAAAGCGGAGCCCAGAGUCUGCUACCUGGUUUGGAGUCGAUGCCUACAUUUCUUACCCUUUCUUUGCUUUCUCCUGACCGCAUCAAGUAGGUCCUGCUCGCCAGCCCGGCUCCAGGAAAGCUUUCGAUCCAGGCCAGGGCAUGGCCCUGUCUUCUCUCCCCGGGUACCUGCCCGCAGUCACGCAGGGAUGCAGCAACGGCAGGACUUUGCUGACCUGGUCCCACCUGCCCCUCGUGUUAAAGAAGCUUGUGGGGAAGAAGGGACCUGAGACCGAGGGGUCUCAAGGGAUAUCAGAAAUGGUUAGGUCAUCUGGGAUUUUAAGGUGAUGCUUUUGGGAAAGGGAGAGAACAAAUCAGCAGCACCAGCUAGAAAGCCCGAAGCAGAUUCCUGUUCGCGUGCGUCAGAAGUAACUAAAGCUGACUUACAACUCUAAAAUCUUAUAAUUUUGCACCGAACUAAUCUCUUGACGGCUUUUUAACAAACCUUGUGUCAUAAGGACACGGACUAGCAUUGUCCCCCUGGUUUGCCUGUGGUAGGUUAGCGUGUUUUUGGUGUCUUCGUACCAGGUCUUUGCAGUGGUAUGACAGGAUUGAUUGUGUAGCUUUAGGGUAAGGUUAGGCAGGGACUUGUCUGGGGUGGUGUAGAUAGAAAUAACUAUGUCUCAAGCAGACAGUAGGACUCGAUGAGCUGUGGAGGUCCCUUCCAGCCCUACUUCCCUCUUCCAUUGCCAUGAUCUGUUAACAUGUAUGGUGCAGUUUCAUGGGUAGGUUGUAACCGUGUUGGUCUAAGGACAUAGGCAGACAAGGUUCUUUGGGUAAAUCCGAUAUCUUUUAUUAGACCGACUCAACUAGUUGGAAAAGUUCCUCUUUUUUCCAAGAAGAUUUGUUCCAACUAUUUGAGUUGGUCUAAUAAAAAAUAAAAGCGAUCAGAUUUACUCAAAGGACCUUGUCUGCCUAUGGUGGGGUUGUACUUUUAUCUAUCUAGCAAAGGCUCUGUGUGUCCUGGGGUGUCUUCCCACUACACCUGUGGUUGGAGACAGCGCAGGGGAAUUUUCCUCUCAAUUAACCUGACUAUCGUUUGGAGAAAAUGUUGGGAAAAGGAUGAGAAAAGCCAUGCUGUGGUUGGGGUCACUAGGGCGCGCCCCGGCUAAUGUAGCUCACCAUGACUCUUGCACCAGUGCCUCCAUUGUCCUCUGCCCCCCCACCAACCAUCAGACCAUUGCAGCCAUCAUCAUCAUUGCCUAAACACCCCAAAGUAGGUUGCGGGGGGCAUUGGUAAGGGUCUGAGACGGGGGGCAAGGAGCUUAUGGAGGCCUUGCAAGGAUUAAGGCUUCCCUCUGACAGCAUCUGCCGCAUGUGCCUCUUUGAGACCUUCCAGGCUGCUUAUGUUUGGGGCCCUCUCGACUUUUGCAGCCCUCUUCAAUCCCUGGGGAAAGUGUCCUGUGUGGUUUUUGGCUCUUCCCUUGGGUCAAGUCAGACGUGUCGUGUGGAAAAAAUGAUCUCAGUCUGAUUUGCACACUCCAACGUGUGUGCAUCAGGAGGGGAAUCCCGGAGGGCUUCGGUCCUAAAGUGCAGGAGCCGGGAUACAGUAGGACAGGGGACGGCCAAGGGCACGUUAUCGAUAUACCGCUUGCUCUGUCCAAGAACACACGUGUGCAAACAUGCCUAAUCUUCCUGCUAUCAAUUGGGGUUUUUUUUAUUUGCUUAACUGCUUAUCAUUUGGAAAUUGGAUUUCCUGAGUUUCCCCAAAAAACCUUUUCUGUUUUAAAGCCUGAAUCGGACAACUUACAUAUAGAUAUUUAUUUCUUUGUUUGUUAAAACCCCCACCUCUCUAGUGAAUAAAAACAUCGCUGUUUCCAGCAAAAAAGCAACCCCACAAAAUAUUUAGUUGAAAACUAAAUGGAAUAAAAAUGUUCGUGAAAACGA